Cydia splendana is the source of this 791-nucleotide messenger RNA. RefSeq names its product ubiquilin-2-like (gene Ubqn). The record is from RefSeq and is a predicted model, not a curated record. Gene Ontology annotation, cellular component: cytosol. The transcript has 5 exons. NCBI's taxonomy places the organism in Eukaryota, Metazoa, Arthropoda, Insecta, Lepidoptera, Tortricidae. The coding region runs from base 24 to 791 and encodes 255 amino acids. Gene Ontology annotation, biological process: ubiquitin-dependent protein catabolic process. Gene Ontology annotation, molecular function: polyubiquitin modification-dependent protein binding.
AAUCUGUCAUAGACAAGAAAUUUAUGAGCCGUCAAGUCAAGUCAACGAGAGUCGUCAAAUUCUAUAGUGCUUGUACAUAUUUUCAGUUUUCCGCCAAAGUCCAGAGUCAUAUAUCUAUAUUUGCCAAAAUGGCAGAAGGCCAAGAUGAUCCCAAAAAAAUCACAAUUACAGUAAAAACCCCAAAAGAAAAACAACAAGUGGACAUCGAAGAAGAUGCCGACAUUAGAAAAUUGAAGGAAGCGCUCGGACCGCGGUUCGGAGCGGAACCGGAGCAGCUAUGUCUUAUCUUUGCCGGAAAGAUUAUGAACGAUGCCGACACGCUGAAGCAGCACAACAUCAAGGACGGGCUGACAGUCCACCUCGUGAUCAAGACGCCGCCCCGGCCCGAGCCGGAGGGCGGCCCGCGCCGACCCCCAGCUGAUAUUGGAGCCACUCCAUUUGGGUUGAACUCAUUAGGAGGUUUAGCUGGGCUUGAGAGCUUGGGUCUUGGACAGAGCACUUUUAUGGACUUGCAGGCCCGCAUGCAACAAGAGCUCCUGUCCAACCCCGACAUGCUGCGCCAGGUGCUGGACAACCCGCUGGUGCAGCAGAUGAUGAAUGAUCCCGAGAACAUGCGCACGCUCAUCACCUCCAACCCGCAGAUGCAGGACCUUAUGGCUGUAAGUUUAGAAGCAGUUCAAUUAAUAGAAUUUAAUCUGUUGAAGGCGACGUGUACCGGGGGCGCGCAGGAUGCGGUUCGCGCCGCGCGGUCCUCCGCCCUUCACAAUACCGCCUUACCGCCCGCUACGUAG